This is a messenger RNA of Ostertagia ostertagi, 3354 nucleotides long. The record is from the annotation of a GenBank genome assembly. NCBI's taxonomy places the organism in Eukaryota, Metazoa, Nematoda, Chromadorea, Rhabditida, Trichostrongylidae.
AUGGACGGGUAUUUCUGUUUUUCAGAUAAUAUUUCAUGGAUUCGUAUGGGCACAACUGUUGCGACGAAUGCGUUGCUCGAACGAAAAGGCGAACGCAUAGCAUUGCUGAUUACGAAAGGAUUCAAAGAUCUCUUGUACAUCGGCAACCAAACCCGUCCAAGAAUUUUUGAUUUCGACAUAAAAAUCCCAGGGGUUCUCUAUGAGGAGGUGGUGGAGGUGGAUGAGCGAGUGAUUCCAUCUGACGACAGCUGUGAACUGGGUAACAUUGGACGUGUGGAGGAGACGUUUUUCGGGAAAAAGGUGAUUGUGGAAAAAGAACCUAAUGAAGAUGAAGUCAGAGCGCUUCUGAAAGCUAUCAUGUCACAUGGAAUCAAGAGUGUUGCGGUAGCCUUCCUCCACUCUUUCAUCUAUCCUGCUCACGAGCUGAAGGUGAAGGAGAUUGCUCACGAGUUGGGUCUCAGAAACGUUUCUCUCUCCCAUGAGGUGAUGCCAAUGAUUAAAAUUGUCCCUAGAGGUUUCACAGUUGAGUUUACAGUAUGUGCUGAUGCCUACUUGACACCGAAGAUCAGGGAAUACAUCGACGGAUUUGAGUCUGGCUUCUCUGAUGGACUUGAUAGUGUGAGAGUUGAUUUCAUGCAGUCGGAUGGUGGUCUUUGCAGUGUUAAGAAGUUCUGCGGGUCAAAAGCCAUUCUAUCGGGACCUGCUGGUGGUGUAAUCGGUGUGGCUCUUACUGCUUAUGACCAAACAACCAAAAGUCCUGUGAUUGGAUUUGAUAUGGGAGGUACUUCUACUGAUUUGGACAUCAAUACCGUUGCAGCUGGCGGCGGAUCAAGGCUGUUCUUCGACAACGGGAUCUUUGUGGUUGGUCCGGAAAAGUGUUGGGUGCGGUUCAUCCUGGACAGUAUUGUUACCGCAAAGGGAGUGAGGAAUCUUGCGAUAACUGACGCAAAUCUUGUUUUGGGGCGAAUCAUGCCUGAGUUCUUUCCCAAGAUCUUUGGCCCAAACUCAGAUCAGCCUUUGGAUAGUGAAGCUACUUACUCUGCUAUGAAAGAGCUCACUGAACAAAUCAAUGAGCACAUUAAGAGGAACCCAGAUGCUAUACAAAAGGAGUACUCGGUUGAGGAGGCUGCCUUGGGUUUUGUAAAAGUUGCCAAUGAAGAAAUGUGUCGUCCAAUCAGAGCUAUCACACAGGCUCGAGGCUAUGAUACGUCAGCACACAUAUUAGCUUGUUUUGGAGGAGCCGGCGGACAACAUGCCUGUGCUGUCGCCCAGAGUCUUGGAAUCAGUACUGUUCUCAUUCAUAAAUAUGCGAGUCUCCUGUCCGCCUAUGGAAUUGCAUUAGCUAGAGUGGUGAGCGAGGUGCAGGAACCCGUAAACCUCGUGUUCUCGCCCGAAACUACACCCUUGUUCGCCGAACGACUAACUGCACUUUCGGAAAAGGCUACUAAUGAUCUCAAGGAACAGGGUUUCAGAGAAGUUCAUUGUGAACACUUCCUGCAUAUGCGUUUUGCUAAAACAGAUUGUGCCAUAAUGAUCAGUGCUGAAUACGAUCGCAGUAAUGUGGGCAUGUUGUGUAAUGGUUUAUUACGAGUUCGCGGAGUAGCCUCCUCUGGAAUUAAGUGCAAGGAGCAUAUUGCGAUGACUUCUGAUCCGAAUAGUGCUGUGCCAAUGGCUCAUACGAGGACCUUUUUUGAAGGUGGUUUUCAAGAAACUGCCGUCUACGACAUAUCAAAUCUGCUAGGCGGACAUCAAAUCAAGGGUCCAGCAAUGAUUAUUGACAAAAACAGUCAUUUCACAUCCUUGAUAGUGUCUGAAGUGGCAUUGCCAUUGCUGCGCUUUCACUUCGCUUUCUUGAUUAGCAUGCAGUGGACAAUAAUCCACGAUUUAGAUGGAUCCAAUACGACUUUCCAUUUUCUCAAAUCGGUUCAUGUCUAUAGCUGUGAGGCAAGCAUGGCACGGGUUCUUCAACGCACUGCUAUGUCUACUAACAUCAAGGAACGUCUCGAUUUCUCUUGUGCUCUGUUUGAUCCAGAGGGAGGAUUAAUAGCGAAUGCGCCACACAUCCCGGUUCAUUUGGGCGGAAUGCAGUAUGCUGUACGAUAUCAAAUCGAUCAUCUCGGGUUGGACGGAAUCCAUAAAGGCGAUGUAAUCCUAUCAAAUCACCCAAGAGCCGGCGGAAGCCAUCUACCAGACCUCACUAUUAUUACUCCGGUGUUCUUUGAAAAUAUAGCAAAACCCGUUUUCUAUCUGGCUAAUCGUGGGCAUCAUGCAGAUAUUGGUGGUAUUGUGCCGGGUAGUAUGCCACCAAACGCCACAUCUUUGGAACAAGAAGGAGCAACCUUCGUCUCGUUCAAAAUCGUUGAUAAAGGAGUUUUCCGAGAAGAUCUCCUCAAUGAGAAAUUGAGCAAGCCUGGAACCAUUCCUGGUUGCUCCGGUACUCGAAAUCUUGCUGACAAUAUUGCCGACCUAAAAGCACAGAUUGCUGCCAAUAAUAAGCAGCAAGGAAAGUGUGAGAGAAAUGCUCAAGGAAGUAAGAUAUUUGCAAUUUCACUAGAACUUCUAGACUUUCAUUUUGUCUGCACCUUCCUCUUUUUCGAGGUUGGUACCAAAGUUCUUGAGCGAACUGGAAGUUCACGUCUACAAGCCUCUGAUUCAAUGGAUGAUGGAACCGUUAUCCAGCUAAGCAUCACAAUUGAUAUAGAGAAGGGUGAAGCAUUGUUUGAUUUUACUGGCACGGGAAUGGAAGUGUACUCGUCAUGUAAUUGUCCCAGAGCUGUCACCAUGUCAGCAAUUAUUUAUUGCUUGAGAUGUCUUGUAGCAAAGGAUAUCCCAUUGAACAGCGGCUGUCUAAACCCCAUAACUAUCUCAAUUCCCGAAGGAACGUUGCUUUCACCUUCCGAAAACGCAGCUGUUGUGGGUGGCAAUGUUUUGACGAGUCAGCGGCUCUGUGAUGUUAUUUUUGGGGCAUUUGAAGCAGUAGCUGCCAGUCAGGGGUGUAUGAAUAAUGUGACCUUCGGUGACGAAACAAUGGGUUACUACGAGACGAUUGCUGGAGGUGCUGGAGCUGGAGAGGGAUUUGAUGGCAGAAGUGGUGUUCAUACACAUAUGACUAAUACGAGGAUAACAGAUCCGGAGAUUCUGGAGAGUAGGUAUCCAGUUAUUCUUCGCGAGUUCUCGCUUCGUGAAAACUCUGGAGGAAAUGGAAAAUGGCGUGGUGGAGAUGGCGUGAUUCGCUGCCUUCAGUUUAGACGACCCCUGUCUUUGGCUCUGCUCACUGAACGGCGGAUAUUCUUCACCUGCAGACACCUGGUGGAGGAGGUUAUGGUACAGUAUAAGCGGGCUAGUAUUUGUUGA